GUGUAAUAAAGGGGUGUAUAAUCUUCUACUAAUCUACUAAAUUUACCGGCGAAACCCUGGUGAUUACUCAUUUCCCCCCCAAACCCUACUUUGCCGCCGCUGGUCAUCGUCGACGAUUAAGAUUUCUGUUUUACUAGAUUUGUUGAUUGGAUUGGAUUGGAUUGGAUGUUGGUUCUUUAUUCAUUGCCCGGAAAUUAGAUAGAAAGCUAAGCAUGGCGACUUUUGCUAAACCGGAAAAUGCUUUGAAACGAGCUGAAGAGCUGAUAAACGUCGGGCAGAAACAGGAUGCACUUCAAGCUCUUCAUGAUCUUAUUACAUCAAAGAGGUACAGGGCAUGGCAGAAAACCCAUGAGAAGAUCAUGUUCAAGUACAUCGACCUUUGCGUUGACAUGAGGAGGGGAAGGUUUGCUAAAGACGGUCUAAUCCAAUACCGUAUAAUCUGUCAGCAAGUUAACGUUAACUCACUAGAGGAAGUCAUAAAGCACUUUAUGGAUCUUUCUACCAACAAGGCCGAGCUUGCUCGUACUCAGGCACAGGCCUUGGAAGAAGCUCUCGAUGUUGAUGAUCUCGAAGCCGAUAAACGACCAGAAGAUCUAAUCUUGAGUUACGUUAGUGGUGAAAAGGGAAAAGAUCGUUCUGAUCGGGAGCUUGUUACUCCAUGGUUUAAGUUCUUGUGGGAGACUUACCGGACCGUUCUCGAAAUCCUGAGAAAUAACUCCAAGUUAAUGGCUCUGUAUGCCGACACAGCUCACCGUGCUUUCCAGUUCUGCAAACAAUACAAACGUACAACCGAGUUUCGCAGGCUUUGUGAGAUAAUACGGAACCAUCUCGCAAACCUUAACAAGUACCGAGACCAGAGGGACAGGCCCGACUUAACUGCGCCAGAAAGUCUACAUUUCUAUCUCGAUACAAGAUUCGAGCAGUUGAAAGUUGCAACGGAGCUUCGACUCUGGCAGGAAGCCUUUCGUUCAGUUGAAGAUAUAUACGGGUUGACAAGCAUGGUUAAGAAAAUGCCCAAGUCGUCGUUAAUGGCUGUUUAUUACGCAAAGUUGACAGAGAUCUUUUGGAUUUCAUCUAGUCAUUUAUAUCAUGCGUACGCAUGGUUUAAACUUUUUCAACUUCAGAAGAGCUUUAAUAAGAACCUUAAUCAGAAAGACCUGCAACUAAUAGCUUCAUCCGUUUUGUUAGCUGCACUUUCGGCUCCACCCUAUGAUCAUCUCAAAACUGCAUCCCAUUUAGAAUUGGAACAUGAAAAAGAGCGAAAUUUAAGGAUGUAUAAUCUUAUCGGAUUCAACAUUGAUGCAAAGCUGCUUGAAACGAGAGAAGUGCUCUCCCGGUCAUCUCUUUUGGCCGAUCUGGUUUCUAAAGGCGUGAUGACAUACGUAACUCAGGAAGUUAAAGAUCUAUAUUAUCUUCUCGAAAAUGAAUUUCUUCCACUAGAUUUGACGUCAAAAGUACAGCCGUUGUUGGCGAAGAUAGCGAAACUUGGUGGCAAAUUGGUUUCAGCUUCAUCGGUACCCGAAGUUCAUCUGUCUCACUACGUUCCUGCAUUGGAAAAAGUAGCUACUUUAAGGAUUCUGCAACAGGUGUCUCGAGUGUAUCGGACUAUUAAAGUUGAAACUUUAUCGAAAAUGGUUCCUUUCUUCGACUUCUCAGCUGUGGAACGGAUCUCUGUUGAGGCUGUCAAACAUAAUUUCAUUGCUAUGAAAAUUGACCAUAUGAAGGGUGCUGUUAUAUUUGGUGAAUUGGGUUUUGAAUCCGACGUUUUGCAAGAUCACUUGAGUUCUCUUGCGGUCAAUUUGAAUAAAUCUUGGUCUAUGAUAUAUCCUUGUCAAACAAAAGCGUCAAAACUGAGUGCGAUGCUGCCAAGUCUGGGAGAUAUAGUAGAUAAAGAGCACAAAAAGCUUCUUGCCCGGAAAUCUAUUAUUGAGAAACGCAAGGAGGAUCAAGAACGCCAUCUACUUGAGAUGGAACGAGAAGAGGAGAGUAAAAGACUGAAACUUCAGAAGAAAACGGAAGAGGCAGAACAGAAACGACUUGCAAGUGAGUUUGAAGAAAGGAAGCACCAACGCAUUCGUAGGGAAAUAGAGGAGCGUGAGCAGAAAGAAGCACAAGACCUACUAAAUGACGUUAUCAAAAAGAAAGGAAAGAAGCCUCCAAUCAUCGAGGGGGAGAAGGUGACAAAGCAGACUUUGAUGGAGUUAGCAAUGCAAGAACAGGUUAGAGAACGACAGGAAAUGGAAAAGAAAAUGCAAAAACUAAUCAAAACGAUGGAUCAUUUCGAAAGAGCAAAGAGAGAAGAGGCAGCACCUUUGAUUGAAGCUGCGUUCCAAAGCCGUUUAGCUGAAGAGAAACUCCUUCAUGAACGGGAGCAGCAGCAUGAGGUCGAGUUUAGCCGAUUACGCCAUGAUGGAGAUGUGAGGGAGAAGAAUAGGCUUGCUCGCGUUUUGGAACACAAGAUGGAAUUUGAAGAAAGAGUAGUGAGCCGACGGCAGGCAGAGUACAACAGAUUGAGAGCGGAGAGGGAGGAACGGCUCAGCCAAGUUCUCAAGGUACGAAAAGAAGAGAGGGACAUAAAGAGGAAAAUGCUUUACUUUCUCAGGACUGAAGAGGAAAGGCUCACUAGAUUGCGUGAGGAAGAGGAAGCUCGCAAACGUCAAGAGGCUGAAAGACGAAGAAAGGAGGAAAUGGAGCGUAGGGCAAAGCUGGAUGAAAUAGCUGAAAGACAAAGGAAACGAGAAGAGGAACUGGAAGAAAGAGAGAGGCUUAGGAAGGAAGCUAUCUUAAGGGGGACACCCAUCGAUAAGCCUUUAGCUGAUGUUCCUGGGCUAGGAUCUGCCGCUCCAGCACCAGCGGCGGCUCCUGCUGCCGCUGCAGCAGGUGGUGGUGGUGGUGGUAAGUACGUGCCCAAGUUUCGUAGAAGUGCGGCGGCAGAGCCAGCAGCACCGCCACCAGUGCAAUCGUCUGAUAGGUGGGGGAGUGGCAAUCCGCCACCAAGUGAUAAAUGGAGGCCCUCUUUUGGUGGUGCCAAAUCCAAGUUUUCACGGUGAAAGGUAAAAGCCUGUUGAGUUGUUAAUUCUUUUUUCAAGUAUGGGAGGAAUAAACCCUUUGUAAUAAGACAGAUGAUGGAUGUGUGAAUUUUGUUUCCGUGGAAUUUUUUGUUUUUUUUUUUUUUUUAAAUCUCUUAAUACAGCUGAGGUGAAACCCUAAUUUCUGUUGGGUUUCGGUCAAUGAAGGCCACCAUUGGUUCAUCUGAGAAAGUUUUGAAACUAUAACUUGAAAUCCUAAUCUCUUUUGAGUUUUC
Messenger RNA from Helianthus annuus (common sunflower), 3304 nucleotides. Its product is annotated as eukaryotic translation initiation factor 3 subunit A. Gene Ontology annotation, biological process: formation of cytoplasmic translation initiation complex; translation reinitiation. The record is from RefSeq and is a predicted model, not a curated record. The coding region runs from base 213 to 3050 and encodes 945 amino acids. Gene Ontology annotation, cellular component: eukaryotic translation initiation factor 3 complex, eIF3e; eukaryotic translation initiation factor 3 complex, eIF3m; multi-eIF complex. The transcript has 11 exons. Gene Ontology annotation, molecular function: mRNA binding; translation initiation factor activity. NCBI's taxonomy places the organism in Eukaryota, Viridiplantae, Streptophyta, Magnoliopsida, Asterales, Asteraceae.